UAUUGAAUAAAGUUAUCUAAUAACUUCUUUUAUUUAGGUAUGGGUGGAAAGAAGAAAAAUAGUAAUAUUGAAAAUGCAAGUGAAGAAAGCAAAUUAGUAUGGACACCUAUAAUGGAUGAGGCUCUUAUGGAUGCUUUCCUACAUCAACAUAAUUUGGGCAAUAGGGUAAAUGGUUCCUUUACCACCAAAGCAUUUGAAAAUAUUGUUAAUGAAUUGAAAGAAAAACUUGGGAAGGAGGUUGACAAAGAUAAAGUUAAAAAUUGCAUGAAAACUUUAAAGGCAAACCUUUCAAAAUCCCAUGAUUUAUUCAAAAACCUUAGUGGUUUUUCAUGGAGCCCUAUUACCAAGCUAUGGAGUGCCGAGCCUGAAGUUUGGAAUGCAUUAAUAAAGGUUAAUAAUAAUGCUAAAGAGUGGAUGACAAAACCAGUGUUGCGUUAUGAUACAUUUGUGAUACUAUUUGGAAAUGAUCGAGUUACAGGUGAAAAGUCAAAGAUUGCAAAAAAAUUAAAGAAAAAGCAAUCAUCCCAACAUGAUAAUGAGCCUCAAAAUACCAUUGAGGAAAUUGAUCAUAUGGUGUCACAGAAUCAGGUAUCUUUAGAUGGUUUUGAAACUAAUGAUGUUGAUUUUGAUCCUUUAACAUGUCUUGGAGGUCCUUCAAAUGUGCCAACUAGCUCAAAAUCGAAAAAAAUAAAGAAGUCACAAGAAAUUGAAAAUGAAGCAAUGGCAUUCAAGAAGCUUUCAACAAUGUAGCUCGAGCUCUAUCUGAAGGGAAUUCACGUCCUCCAAUUUCAGAGGCUGAAGUUUGGAAUAUGUUGGAGGAUUUUGGACUUAACUCAGAUCAAAUUACCACUGCUUAUUUAUAUCUGCUUGAGCAUCCAGAUAAAUUAAGAGCAGUAUU
Molecule: messenger RNA, 898 nt
Organism: Rubroshorea leprosula
Lineage: Eukaryota; Viridiplantae; Streptophyta; Magnoliopsida; Malvales; Dipterocarpaceae
Source: the annotation of a GenBank genome assembly